Messenger RNA from Leptidea sinapis, 1980 nucleotides. RefSeq names its product tRNA-splicing endonuclease subunit Sen34 (gene Tsen34). The record is from RefSeq and is a predicted model, not a curated record. Gene Ontology annotation, cellular component: tRNA-intron endonuclease complex. The transcript is spliced from 7 exons. Lineage: Eukaryota; Metazoa; Arthropoda; Insecta; Lepidoptera; Pieridae. Gene Ontology annotation, molecular function: nucleic acid binding; tRNA-intron lyase activity. Gene Ontology annotation, biological process: tRNA-type intron splice site recognition and cleavage; tRNA splicing, via endonucleolytic cleavage and ligation. The coding region runs from base 460 to 1305 and encodes 281 amino acids.
AAAAGAAGAAAAAAAAAAAAGAACUUAUGUACAUUAGAGAUCAAUGCUCUAAAUUUACGUAAAUAAUAAUAAAUGGGUAUAUGAUAUAUAUUGGAUGUGGAUCAGCAUAUUUGCCCAAUGAGGAUUACUGAAGUUAUAGAAUAUUCAAAAGAACUUGUUGGUUGGAACCAAUAUCCAUGCUAUUCUAUAAGACAUAAAGAGAAUGAUGUAUCUUUUCGAAUAAUCCUAAUUGGACCAUUACUUACGAUUACGUAGAUGAUAAGGAAUAUAUAUAGUAUUGUAGAGAUUCUGUUUAAGAAGGCAAUAAAUUAUAUUUAUAAAAAAACAUAUAUAACGGCAAAGCUAAUAAAAUCAGCUUUAAGAAGAGGCUUUUAAAAAUAAUGUUAAUAUUCUCAGCUAAUAUUAUUAAAAAAAAUUGAAAGUUGAAUAAUACCAUACUAUAAACACUGUUUUUUUACAAUGAUACCUCUGUUUUUGGACUGUGGAGUGGCAUAUGUGUGGAAUUCUGAUGACUGGUAUGUGCUGCGUACAAAAUAUCGAAUAUGUGGUUCUCUAAUAGGCUCCCUGCCUUCUCAUCCAAGGCAAAAUGAGCUUCAAGGUCUACCAUUGGCUCUGAUGUCUGAAGAGACUUCAUUAUUGGUUAAUGAGGGUAUAUGUGAACUGUAUCAUUUACCUCACCUUCAUGAAUGUCCUUUAGAUGAGCUUAAGCAAGAAAUAGAUGAGAUAGACAGAAGGGUAUUGGAAGACCAAAAAGUGUGUUUGAAAAAGAAAAAAAUUGAACAGUUAACACAAAAAAUAGAUGUAAUAUUUGCUGGUAAGAAACAGAAGCUAUUAUCAAAGGGAAUAAUAGAUGUGGAUUUGGACAAGAAUGAGUUAUUACAACAGGAAAUCAACAAGAUUAGUGAUCCAUCUCCUGAACAUCUUCUUAUUCAUUUACCCACACAACAUCAUAUUGUAACAGAGAAAAGAAGAGCAAGUUUGGAUGCUUUGGUACCGAGUGUGUUAGAUGAUGUUGGUGUCAUUAAAUGUGCUGUAUUUAAGGAUUUAUGGAAAAAAGGAUAUUGUAUUACAAACGGAUCAAAGUUUGGCUCGGACUUGUUACUCUACCCAGGUGAUCCAGUCAAGUUCCACGCAGGCUACAUGGUGAGAUGUAUUAGUAACCAGACGUCGUUUUAUCCAAAGACUAUUGUUGCCUUUGGACGAUUAUCGGUCGCAGUCAAUAAGCUAGCCGUACUUGCAUUUUUCAAUAAUAUAAAUAAAAUAGAGUAUCAAACGAUACAAUGGCAUGACAGUGUUAAUGUUUAAUAUUUUUAUAAAAUUACGAGUGUAUCUUUGUAACAGCAUACUUACAUAUAUUUGUACAACACGACUUCGUUCCCCUUUCACCUCCUCGCGCUCGUCCUGUUGCGUCAGUACGGUUUGCAGUUUUAUUACCGUACAGGUACCUACAUGUGAUAUUUUUGUGCAAUCGCUGCACUGUUUUUGAAGUUUUCAUUGUUACGUUUUGACUUUUGUUGUUAAUAGUUCUAUAGUUUCUGUUAUUCAGUGUCGCUAUAAUAGUACUGUCAGAAAAAAAAAAUUUUUGUUUUGAACCCACGAUCUGGUCCAGAUCGCUGGAAUACGUUGGAUGAGGGCAGCAUCGUCAUGGUAAUCUUUGGGGGGAGAGCUUUGUCCAGCAAUGGACGUCUUCCGGCUGAUGAUGAAUCUCUUAUGACUACUGCAUCGUGAAAUGUUGCUGGUAUAGUACUGUUGGGUAAUAUCUGGUCCGACUCAAGUGUCAUGACAUGUACGCAGUACGCACCUGCAGCACACUAAGUGCGAUCUCAGACAACAACGUGGCACAGCAAUGACAAGUGCCACCGUAAUGCAUGCGUAAGCAUCAUAUUAGUCUGUGAGUGCCACAGUGGCAAGCGACAUUACUUUAAAGAAGUAAGGCUGAGAAUCAAUCAUGGCUGGUUAAAAUAAAAAGUAAAGAAUAAA